Messenger RNA from Anas platyrhynchos (mallard), 1454 nucleotides. RefSeq names its product LysM domain containing 2 (gene LYSMD2). The record is from RefSeq and is a predicted model, not a curated record. Lineage: Eukaryota; Metazoa; Chordata; Aves; Anseriformes; Anatidae.
GGGCGGGCCGGGCCCAGCCCGCCCCGUGCCGCUGCCGCCGUUACCGGGCGGGCGGCGGCCGAGGGGGGGGGCGCGCGGGCCCCGCGCCAUGGGCGGCGGGCGGCGGGGCGCGGGGCGCUGAGGGGGCGGCGGGAGCAUGGCCGAGGCGCUGCGGGAGGAGCCGCCGGGCGGGCCGGAGUCGGAGGCCGAGCUGUCGCAGCGGCUGGCCCGCACCAAGGCCCGCUCGUACGGCAGCACGGCGAGCGUGGCGGCGCCGCUGGCCGAGCGCUACGUGGAGCACCGCCUGAGCGCCGGGGACACGCUGCAGGGCAUCGCCCUCAAGUACGGCGUCACGAUGGAACAAAUAAAGAGGGCAAAUAAACUGUUCACUAAUGACUGUAUAUUUCUGAGGAAAACCCUGAAUAUUCCUGUUAUAUCAGAGAAACCAUUACUGUUCAAUGGACUUAAUUCACUGGAGUCUCCUGAGAAUGAAACUGUUGACAGCUCCCCUUCUUGUGAAGAAGGCUCAGUGACGGUUCAGGAAGAAAGUAGUUCUUCUCCCAGUCCUCAAGAACCUGACAAUCAGCCCACUGCACCAGAAGAACUGUCUGCCAAAGAUUUUCUACAGAGAUUGGACUUGCAGAUUAAGUUAUCCAAACAAGCAGCCAGAAAACUAAAAGAUGACAGUGUCAGAGAGGAGGAGAAUGAGGAAGGUCCCUAUGCAACUUCUUCAUAUCACCACUAGAAGACAGAUGCGAUGGCCUGAAAACUUUCCAUGAAAUCAGUUCUUACAGAACUAAAUGGUCAAUAAUUCAAAAAAGUCUUUUGGACUCAUCAUCAUGUUGUACUUUAUACAAGUCAUGAAUGGGUAAUUGCACUGAAAUUAUGACCUCUUCUGCCUUCCAUAGGUUAAUGUCCUUAUGCUAUGUGAACAAAGGGUUUAAGCCUUCCAAAACUAGCAAUGGCCUUUAUACCCCUUCUGUGCAAACUGUAGCAUGGUAGCAACAAUAUAUCCUUGAGGUCACCCUUUAUGCAGGAUGUUGAUCUUUAGUAAAGAUUUUGUAAAUACUUGUUAAAGUGAAAUUUGUUUUAAGUAUUUAAGAUGUUAAGUAAGUUUGCUUGUAAAUGACAAAACCACAAGUGGAAGUUUACUUAUUCUGCAGACACAGGCAAGCUUGCUGUGGAAGUUGUGUCUACUGCAGGGCUGCAGAACUUGCCUCUGAACUGUACGUGUCUGGGUGGUUAUAAGAACAUCCUUUAUUUCUAGGAAGGGGAGUCUGGCUUGUUUUCAUUAGUUAAAGCCUUGACUACUAAAGAGCCGUCUACAAACAUUGGCUAGUAAAAGGGAAGCGUUACAGCAAGAGAUUUUUCUUUUGUAAGAUAAAGCAUUGAAAUAUCAGUUGUGUGUUCUUGUGUGCAGUUACAUUGUGUGGUUUUAAUUUAAUAAAUAAAUUUCAAUGUUUGUUCAUUAUGAA